CAGAAAUUUAGCUCAUCUUUUUUUCGGCGAGAAUUAAUUAUUUUAUUUGUUAUGACCAAAAAACCUCCUCGUCCGAAACGUACGCGUUCGAAAACACGAACCGUUAGGGCUCGUACGCCCAACGGUUAUAUCUAUUUUUAUAAAAUUUAUUCCAAAAUAUUAAAAAACGACAAUCCUCAGUUGUUAUCUUGGCAAAUCGGCCGACUUACCGGACAAAUGUGGCGAGAAAAUCUUUCGUGUUAUCUAAAAAACGAAUUUAUAAAGUAUGCGAAAGAUGAAUAUAAAAUUCGAAAUUUUUACUCCACGGUCGUACCACCUAGUUCGACCAACAUUAUGAACUUCGAUCGAUCUUCUGAAGAAGAGUUAUUAGAGUUAUUCGAAAAAUAUAUUCAAUAUCCGCCGAAUCCGCCGUAUUAAAAAUUCGAAUAAUUUAUUUCAUGAAAUCA
Molecule: messenger RNA, 446 nt
Organism: Rhizophagus irregularis DAOM 181602=DAOM 197198
Lineage: Eukaryota; Fungi; Glomeromycota; Glomeromycetes; Glomerales; Glomeraceae
Source: RefSeq, a predicted model, not a curated record